Molecule: messenger RNA, 8729 nt
Organism: Aethalodelphis obliquidens (Pacific white-sided dolphin)
Lineage: Eukaryota; Metazoa; Chordata; Mammalia; Artiodactyla; Delphinidae
Gene: ZBTB7C
Product: zinc finger and BTB domain containing 7C
Exons: 4
Coding region: 5009-6865 (618 amino acids)
Biological process (GO): regulation of transcription by RNA polymerase II
Molecular function (GO): DNA-binding transcription factor activity, RNA polymerase II-specific; RNA polymerase II cis-regulatory region sequence-specific DNA binding; protein binding
Source: RefSeq, a predicted model, not a curated record
GGCGGCCUCGGCCGGAGCGGGCUGGGAUGGGCUCGGGGCUCCGGGCAGGCGGCCGUGGAGGCGGGGGUGGGGAGGAGGCGCCCAGCGGUUGCAUCCCCUCUCCGGGCACUGCGGGGACGCCUGGCCCGGGUGGCGGCUCGGACUGGCCCUCGCCGGGCGUGAGUGGCGGCGUCCGCGAGGAAUUUCAAAGCCGCGCCUGGGCUGGAAACGAGCGUGCUGGGGAAAGCGGGGCUAGGGCCCCCGCGGUAAUGCAGGGGCGCGCGGCCGCCUACCUCCCAGCGCAGCGCAGGAAAGAAUCGGGGACUCGGAAUACAGCAACUUUGCUCGCGUUCUCAGCGCCCGCGGCCCUCGCGUCAGGUUUUGGAGUGGCAGAAAGGGGACAGCGGAGAGUGCGAGGGGCACUCUGGAAGGUAGUGGUCGAUAGACAUUGUUAGUUUCAAGACCCUCCCCCCAAAAAAGCUUGCCCCCCCCUAUGUCAGAUGCAAAACUUGGGGGCAGGGGCAGGGAGAAAGCCAAGGUAACUCCUGGCAGAAGUCAGGACAGGGGCAGGAAUGAAAGGGGGAUUGGCACAAGUCGCUGGGCGAGCCGGAGGGAAUCCCGUCGCCGUCCCGGGCAGAAUCGCCAGCAGAACCGGGUGGGUGGGGACCCUUCCCUGUGCCCUGACCUGGGCGUGGGUGGGCGGUGGAGCCAAGCCCGGGUCCCGGAGCUCCAGAGGCGGCCGGGUCCGGGUGGGACGGGCCAGCUCCGCGCGCCCCAACCCGCGUCGCCCUCGCGACCGCCGGGUUCCCUGCAGCAGGGUACCCGCAGCGGCCGCGGGCUGGCCUGGGAGGGACUCAGGAAAGAGCCUGCACACACACAUCCCCCCACACACACACACACGCCGGCGCUGAGGGUCGAGCGGGUGCAGUUUUCUUCCUGUUUGUGGUCAGGGCUCCGUGGGUCGUCGGGUUUGGUCGUGCUGGUUUCUGGCUUCUGUUGUCCCGGCUGUGGACGGUGGGCCGGGGACGGCUGCCCUUUUUCUUUUAACCUCUGGUACUGGGCUCUGCACAGGAGGCAGCCUCAUUCCCGCGAUUCAUUGGGCGACGGGUGGCGUACCCCUUACAAUCCCUCCAAAUGCAGGAAUAUGAACAAGUAAAGGAAGUGGUUGAAACAAUCAGGCAGUUUUCUCCAGUCAUAGAAGUUUUUGUGGAAGGGGAGGGAUAGGAAGGGCAAAGGUCCUGCCAGGUUCAAGUUUCAGCUCCACUCCAUCACCCAGUUAAAUCCUAGGAAUUAGAAGGGUUCAGGGACCUCCUCUGGAUAGAUCUCCAGAUCUCUUCUAACAAGUCAAAAGAGUCACAAGCUACACGCUGGGCCCUUCCCUGAAUCAACUUUUCCUUGAGAGACAACUGGGAGAGCCAUUUUGGGAUCUGAGAAGAGGCACUUUAGCAGCCAAAGGUCUACAAAGGCUUAAAAUAAGAGGAGGCUUUGGGGCAGGACCCUGAGGGAGGAAGACCAAAAGAGCAAAGGCCUGAAGGUCAUAGAACUCGAGUCUUAUCCUGCCAUGUCAGCUGUGGGAGAUAAGCCAAAGAGGGUACGGGCAGGGAAGAGAGGGAUGGGACAUUCAGAGACCAUCUACCAUGUGCCAGGUAGUGUGCUUGGCAUACUUUAUCUCCUCUAACCCACACAACCCAUCGGAUAUGAAUCAUUAGCUCCCCUUUGCAGAUGAGGAAACUGAAGCUCAAAGGGGUUAAGUAAGCUGCCCAGCUACUUAGCGACAGAACCAGGAAUCCAAGCUACCCAUUAUACCACCCAUCUUUUAGAAUGUUUCAUUUUAGUUGAGGAGACAGGACUCCAUCACUCUGGUAUAAUUAUUGUACAAAAUAGUAUGUGUUACAUCCAAUGUUAACCUUCUUGAACCUGAGUUUCUUUCCAUUCAAUCAGUCAAUCAUUUAUUCGACAACUGUCAUAUUGUCUAAUGUGUGAUUCCAAGCACCGUGCCGAGUGUUGGCAUACAUUAGUAAGUGAACUCUGACCUGGUCCCUGGCCUCUGUCAAUGGGAAUAGUAAUUGUAACAGUACAUCCUUCAGUGACUAUCGAGUGAAUGAAAUGAGACAGUGUGUGGGAAGGUGCUACAGAAGCAUGGCCGUGAAGGAGGAGAGGCAGCAGGGGGGCUGGGAGAAGAUGAGGGGUGGGCAGUUGGAAUGGUGAGUGUCCCCAUGCUGCAGUCAUGAGGACUGGUCCCUGGAGUGCACAUAGUGCCUAGGAAGCUGUUUCAGCCCCUGCUGUUCAGAUUACUGGCUUACAGCCAUGGAUUCUAAGAUGAACCUUUAGUUUGGGGCAUCGAAACUGGAGAGGACAAGAUCCCAUGCAGCCUCUAGGAGGACUGGUGCCUCUCUGCAGCAGUGCCAGCCAGGCUGAGAGCUGCCCCAAGAGCAUCACUCCCGGCCCCCACCCUCGUUCCUCAGCGGCUGCAAUGGCACCUUCCAUACUCUCAGGGCCGGAGCUGCAGCUCCAAGCCCCUCAUCCUACCGUUGGGGAAGCUGGUCCGUGUUUACAGGACUUGGUAGUGAAGCCAGCACUAGAACCCAGGUCUCCUGACUGUCCAUAGCUCUCAGAGCAGCUCACCCCCGCCUGCCAGGGUGUUUCAGGACUCAACUGAAAAGAUGGUGUUCCAUCCGCUAUAUCUCCACUCACAAUGCCAUUCCCCGAUGCUCCUGUCCAUCUCUGCUUUAGCUGAACAGACAUAUCUGUCCUAAUAAAACGGUGUCAGAUGAAUCUUUGACACAGAGCGGCCAUAAAUAUUUCAGGACAUUUGGCCUGUUAACUCUCCUUCCAUCUUGAAUGGUAUAAUAGGUGUAAGAUAACUGCCUCUAAAAUUAACUCUCACUUUUGUGAGGAAGGUGAACUGAUAAAUCUAGCCUUGAAGCUAAGCCCAUCUGAGGGAUGUUCUGCGGGCUUACUUCUUCAGAACUGACACCAACUCUUCUGGGGAGGACGAUUUUCCUCUUCCUUUCUUCUUUGUUUCUUUUUUUUUCUUUUCUUUCUUUUCUUUUUUUUUUUUUAAAUCUCUUGGCUUUGAGGUCACAAGAUCACGUUGUAUUCCAUUUUGAUGUCGUGGUGACAGAAUAAAGGCAUUUUUCUCCUAAUGUUGAGAUGAUCGGCCUGAUGAGAGCGGUGAGCCCCCGCCUGGCUGCCCCGUGUAUACAGCGAUUGCACAGGUAGAUAAUUUCGUGGGGAUGUCCGUUUGCUCAGCACUUGCUCAGCCGUGCAGCCCUACAGGUUGGGCCAGGGAGAGAGCUGUUCAGUUUAUUUUCCUUUGGCUGGGAACUGUGGAGAUGAAUAGAGGGAGGGGAAUCUGGGGUUGAGAGAUUGUUGCCAAGAGCAAUUUGGAGUCUCCUUCAUAUUAGUCAGAGAUUGUGUUUUUUCCUUUCUGAAGCUGCCUGCCUCCUAGUAACUUCCACCGAGGACUUUUUUCCAUCUUUGUGCGCGCUUGUUAGUUUUUGUUUUGGUUUUUAAGUUGCUGGACUUCUCAUGACUUAGCCAAAAACAGAUAACUUGAGGAAUGGGGUGAUGAAAUGGGCCCUUUGUACUAUAUAUUCUGCAUGUCGUUGCUUCAUAAAUUUGAAUACUGAUAGACCCCAAGGUACCACGAUGGAGUAAGAUGAGCAAUUCCUUUGAAGGGAGAGUUUAUCUUCAGUGGAUGACUUUCAAAAUUGCAGCAUAAUUUAACUUUCCCUUUGUCCAUCUCGAGCCUGUGUUUAGAAAAAGAAGAACGUGUGCUCUCCUGUCUCACUCCCUUUUGUUCCCUUUGGGAGGCCCCCUCCAUCGGGGCCUUGCUUGGAAGGGGACCAGCCAGAGUGGGCCUCCUUCCCUUUCCUCGUCACCCCCGCAUCUCCUCCACCUGCAGGAGGCCAGCAGUCGAGAAGGAAGCUUCCCCCGGGGGUAAGAACUCUUCCCCAGUAGUGGCCUGGCUCGGGUCACAUGAGGUGCAGAAGGGGAAAAGCUGGCACGACCGAAGCCUGCCCCUCCUGGGCCAGAACCCCGGGGCGGGAUGUUCUUCAUCUGUCAAGAAGAAUGCUCCAGAGAGCCGGCAGUGGGGCCCGCUCCCUCAGCCCCACUUCAUCCAGAUGCAGCUGCUGAUGGAAAACCAGGCCCUGGGAAAGGAAGAAAUUGACCUGAAGGGAAAUAAAUGUGACAUUCAUUGGACAAGCUGUUCAAUGUUUGGGACUUCGAUGGAGACGACUAAGAUCCUGACCUUUUUAUUGUGUUAAAUGACACUUUUGGGACCACGAAUAAAACUGUUGGAGAGCUAACAUCAUAACCAGGUGGCAGCCGGGCAACACAAGGCCACCUCGUCCCGUUCCUGUUCGGGCCUUGAGCUGGUGGCAAGAUCCAUUGAUUCAGGCAAAACUGCUAGGUGUGGCUGGGUGCUCUAUUUCACACUGGUAUUUCAGCUCCAUGAUGAAAUAAUUUCAUCCCCUUGUCAUAUCUAUGGAACUGACUGGAGUCACACUCUUAACAGAGGUAGAUAGGAGCCGAGUGGUUCAGGGGGGACUCACCUAGUUUGAAAGACUGCCAAAGAUUGUGAAGAAUUAUCCUUUCACCCAGAACAUGCUAAAAUCUCAGUCAGUGGCAUCAAGUUCAGUAUAAGCAGACCUCAGUACCGGAAAUGAAUUCCAAUAGCUUCUUGGAUAUCAUUCUCAAGCAGCUGGGCCCAGCUACCAAUUUACUCUUCACUUUCAAGCAGUGCUUAAUCCAGCAGUUCCUAAACCUGACUCCAGGUCGUCAUCACCUAUGAAACAUUUUAAAGAUUACAUGUGCCGGGCCCCACCCACGAGGUACUGAAGCAGAUGCUCAGCGGAGGGGACCAGGCGCCUGAAGGCGGUUGUGACGGAGAGUGAGAACACAGGCUGACCUCUCUGGGCUUCAGUUUCCUUUCUCAAAACGAGGCGUUGGAUUAGACUGGCGUCUCCAAAGGGAUUCAUGGAGCUGAUUCAAGCAGAACAGUUCAGGGGCUCUGGCUGAGAACAUGGCCAAUGGCAUUGACGAGCUGAUCGGCAUUCCCUUCCCCAACCACAGCAGCGAGGUCCUGUGCAGCCUGAACGAGCAGCGGCAUGACGGGCUGCUCUGCGACGUGCUCCUGGUGGUGCAAGAGCAGGAGUACCGCACCCACCGCUCCGUCCUGGCCGCCUGCAGCAAGUACUUCAAGAAGCUCUUCACAGCCGGCACCUUAGCCAGCCAGCCCUACGUCUACGAGAUCGACUUCGUCCAGCCCGAGGCGCUGGCCGCCAUCCUGGAGUUCGCCUACACCUCCACGCUCACCAUCACGGCCUCCAACGUCAAGCACAUCCUCAACGCCGCCAGGAUGCUGGAGAUCCAGUGCAUCGUGAACGUGUGCCUGGAGAUCAUGGAGCCCGGGGGCGACGGGGAGGAGGAGGAUGACAAAGAGGACGACGACGAUGACGAAGAUGACGACGACGAGGAGGAUGAAGAGGAGGAGGAGGAGGAAGAGGAGGAGGAGGACGACGACACGGAGGACUUUGCUGAUCAAGACAACUUGCCUGACCCCCAGGACAUCAGCUGCCACCAAAGCCCCUCCAGGAUGGACCACCUCUCGGAGGCCUGUUCGGAUGCUCCCAGGGACUUCCCCGAUUCCUUCCGGGCCGGCAGCCCUGGCCACCUGGGCGUGAUCCGGGACUUCUCCAUUGAAUCUCUGCUGAGGGAGAACCUGUACCCCAAAGCCAACAUCCCCGACAGGAGACCCUCCUUAUCUCCGUUCGCCCCGGACUUCUUUCCUCACCUCUGGUCGGGGGACUUCGGUGCCUUCGCCCAGCUGCCCGAGCAGCCCAUGGACAGCGGGCCUCUGGACCUGGUCAUCAAGAACCGCAAGAUCAAGGAGGAGGAGAGGGGGGAGCUGCCCCCACCUCCGCCGCCGCCCUUCCCCAGCGACUUCUUCAAGGCCAUGUUCCCGGACCUUCCCGGGGGGCCGCUGGGCCCCAUCAAGGCAGAGAAUGACUACGGUGCCUAUCUCAACUUCCUGAGCGCCACCCACCUAGGGGGCCUCUUCCCGCCCUGGCCGCUGGUGGAGGAGCGCAAGCUGAAGCCCAAGGCCUCUCAGCAGUGCCCCAUCUGCCACAAAGUCAUCAUGGGGGCCGGGAAGCUGCCACGGCACAUGAGGACCCACACCGGGGAGAAGCCAUACAUGUGCAACAUCUGUGAGGUCCGCUUCACCAGGCAGGACAAGCUGAAGAUCCACAUGAGGAAGCACACGGGGGAGCGGCCCUACCUGUGCAUCCACUGCAACGCCAAGUUCGUGCACAACUACGACCUCAAGAACCACAUGCGCAUCCACACGGGCGUGCGGCCCUACCAGUGCGAGUUCUGCUACAAGAGCUUCACGCGCUCCGACCACCUGCACCGCCACAUCAAGCGCCAGAGCUGCCGUAUGGCCCGGCCCCGGCGCGGCCGCAAGCCCGCCGCCUGGAGGGCCGCCAGCCUGCUCUUUGGGCCCGGCGGCCCGGCCCCAGAGAAGGCGGCCUUCGUGAUGCCCCCCGCGCUGGGUGACGUGGGCGGCCACCUGGGCGGGGCCGCCGUGUGCCUCCCGGGCCCCAGCCCCGCCAAGCACUUCCUGGCGGCGCCCAAGGGCGCGCUGAGCCUGCAGGAGCUGGAGCGGCAGUUCGAGGAGACGCAGAUGAAGCUGUUCGGGCGCGCGCAGCUCGAGGCCGAGCGGAACGCGGGGGGCCUCUUGGCCUUCGCGCUGGCCGAGAACGUGGCCGCCGCGCGUCCCUACUUCCCGCUGCCUGACCCGUGGGCCGCGGGCCUGGCCGGCCUCCCCGGGCUCGCCGGCCUCAACCACGUGGCCUCCAUGUCUGAAGCCAACAACUAGGCUGGCCUCAUCACCCCCAGUCCUGCUUCCCUGUCCCCUCCCGGGCCCACGUGCCCCAUCCGAUGGGUCUGAACUUUUUAUUUCAAAAGAAAAAAGGAAAACAAAUAGCAGCCGCAGUGGUAUUUUCUGGGCCUCCCGAGGCAGCUGCCUCCCCUGUGCUGGGGUCUGAGAUGGGCAUCCCCUCCCCAAAGGCCCGGCCUCUCUCUGGCUGUCUCUCUGCUCUCACACAGAAACUCACAGGGGCCCGUGCCAAAGAGGAGGCCCCAGACCAGGUGUCCAGAAGCACUUUGGAGCUGUGUGGGGCUAGACGGAGGGAGGUGGCUUGGCCAGAGGCAGACCGGAUAGAUGGAGCAGGGCUGAAGGUAGGGUCCCGAGAUACACAUCCUGAGCCCCGCCACUCUAAGGCAGAGUCCCUGCUGACACGGUUCCGAUGGGUCACUUUUCCCAUCUCCAGUGGCCCUGGGAUCCUUAGGGGAAGUGACCUAUAGGCAGGGAGAGGGUCUCCUGGGGUCCGGGCCCAUUUUUCCCUCCCUGUCCUAUGACCGCGGACAGGUCAGCCGUCUGUACCCCAGUUUCACCCUGCUGUGAAAGGGGGCUGGAAAUUUUGUUUCCCCCUCCCAUCCACCCACCGACACACUCGAACAUGCCCAUCCCUCCAGAGAGAAGCCUUGAGAGAGCAGGGGCUUUGCAGUCUUAACGUCCCUGGUGACGCUGUUUCACUGGACUUAGUUUUAUCACGUCCACCUCUACGUUGGCACAGGUGAGAAAUGUGGCCAAACUAGACAGGCUAACAGAGGAAGAGGGCUGGGGUGGGCUUGUCCACAGCCCCCAGGCAGCCUUGGGGAACUCUAAAUCCUCCCCUCCCCUCUGGGCAGGCCACUGUGCGCAUCCGGGGGCUACCAUCUCGCAUUGUCCCCACCUCUGCGUGGUCCCUCCAAUGCCAUAAGGAGUCUUUCAGGACUCCGAGGGCCAACACGGAAGGAAUGGGGUCCUCCUCUUAACACCUGGCAGCUGCCCCUCUCCACCUGAUUCCUGGAAACAGACAAAAUGCCCAGUUACCCAGGUGUAUGUUUGCUUUUCAGUUGGGGGCUUCUCAGGACUUUGGCAUCGCUGUGUUUGAACACCCUCAACCCCUCCGUGGUCCCCCAGGGAGGAAGCCAGCUGUCCAGUGUGGGAAGUCAGAGGCUUGGCUCCAAUAUGGGCUUGGAGGGCUCUGUGGGUGAGGGCUGUCCACGCAUUCUCCCUGGCUCUCUGGUUUGUAGCCGGUCCUGAGAAGGAAGACAGCUCUGCUGGCCCAGUGCCUUCCAGAUCUUCUCUCCCCUUUCCUGUCCUUCCCUCCCUUUUCUUGCUGAGUUUGCUUUUGUUUCUCAGUAGCCCAGAGAAGGGAGGAGAGUUCUCCUGUGCAGAUGGCCCAGGGCUGGUGUCCCCAAUCCAGGAGCUGUGGGCACAGAGACUUCGGCUCUUCCUAUUGCCUUGGCUUCUUCCUGAGCAAACGCAAAAAAACAAAAAGGCCAGAGAAGACCACAGACUCUGUCACUCUCCCAGCUCCCCCGCGAAGAGACCCGUGACUCCACACACCACCAGCUGCCCUUUCAGCCAGAGGGAACUGUUGCUGACACCCUCUCGUCCUCAGAUGUCAUCUGCUGGCAGCUGCCUCUCACACUCCUGUCUCCAUUUCUGACCCUCGCUUCUGGGACCCACCAGCCAACAUGCCUGUGUUCCCCCCGCAGCCAAGGGAGUGGGGCUGAGCCAAACUCUAAGAGAAAACGAGGAAAAACGAACAAAUUAGAAACCAGUGGUGUUGGGGCUUUUGUUUUUAUUUUGUAAAAGUAAUGACUUCUCAUAAACUCAAUUUUUCAGACGA